AUGUACCUGGUGACAUUCACUGGGAAUCUGCUCAUCAUCCUGGCCAUCGUCUCAGACUCUCACCUCCACACCCCCAUGUACUUCUUUCUCUCCAACCUGUCCUUUGCUGACAUCUGUUUCACCUCCACCACCAUCCCAAAGAUGCUGCUGAACCUCCAGACACAGAGCAAAGUCAUAACAUAUAAAGCCUGCCUCAGCCAGAUAUUUUUUUUCAUUGUGUUUGGGUGCCUGGACAAUUUAUUCCUGACCGUGAUGGCCUAUGAUCGCUUUGUGGCCAUCUGUCACCCCCUGCACUACACAGUCAUCAUGAAUUCCCAGGUGUGUGGACUGCUGGCUCUGGGCUCCUGGUGCCUCAUGGUUUUCUUGUUCUAUGGCACAGGCCUUGGGGUCUACCUUAGUUCUGCAGGCACUUCAUCCUCUAGGGCAAGUCUGGUGGCCUCAGUGAUGUACACCAUGGUCACCCCCAUGUUAAACCCUUUCAUCUACAGUCUGAGGAACAGGGACAUGAAGGGGGCUCUGGGGAGACUCCUCAGCAGGGCAGCAUCCCUCAACUCUCGAAGCCCACCAGCCCCGAGCCCUACCCAGGCCCGGAGGCAGGGAAACCUCACCCCAUCUCCACCCAACCCGCACGCACACAAGGCCCGCCCUCAUGAUAAAUCCCGCCCCCUGAACACUGGUGCUUCUUUGGCCCCACCUCCGCAGUGUCCAGGCCUCGCCCCUCGUGGCCCAGACAGUGCAGUCUCCGAGGAGGACUGGCCUCUUCCGAUUCCGGCGUGGCAAAGCAGGCAGGCUGCCUUAGCCCUUUCAAGCCCUCUCUGUCAUGGCGGCGCCCUGCCUCUCCUUCCGGCCACAGCCUAUCAUGGCGGUGCCCUGAGUAGCCACUUCCGGACCCAGACCCCUACAUUGCCCUGGCUUUUCUCACUCCUGGCUGCCAUGGCGGCGCCCGGGGUUUACCGGAAGUAUAACAUCGGAAGUGAGCCGUAG
Eubalaena glacialis (North Atlantic right whale) is the source of this 984-nucleotide messenger RNA. Its product is annotated as olfactory receptor 7C1-like. The transcript is spliced from 4 exons. Lineage: Eukaryota; Metazoa; Chordata; Mammalia; Artiodactyla; Balaenidae. The record is from RefSeq and is a predicted model, not a curated record. Gene Ontology annotation, molecular function: G protein-coupled receptor activity; olfactory receptor activity. The coding region runs from base 1 to 984 and encodes 327 amino acids. Gene Ontology annotation, cellular component: membrane. Gene Ontology annotation, biological process: G protein-coupled receptor signaling pathway.